CCUCGCUCUCCUCGAUCUGACCCACAUACUUGUUCCAGCGCUCAAAAUCUCUGGGCUUCCAAAAAUACCCUACUUCUUUGUCGACAAUCGAAUCGUCACCGUCGAUGUCGCUUCCAUCCGUCAGAGGUAAUUGAUCCGAAGUUUCGAAAACGCUCGAUUCUUCUUCUUCUUCUGCAUCUUCCUCCUCAUUCACCUUUUGCUUCUUCACCGACGGCUCAUAAUCUGAUUCGCGCGAAUAUUCCGAUUUGCUUUCCUUUUCACCCUUCUGAUGGCAGCGGUGGUGAUGAUGGCGGCGAUGGCUUUUCACCUUCUGAUGGUGGUGAUGACGGCGGCGGCUGUGACAACAAAUUGACAAAACCCUAGCAUCACAAAUUUGGGUAUGGACUAUUGCCCCAAUAGAGCCUUUAAAUAGAGGUGAACCCAAAAC
Molecule: messenger RNA, 427 nt
Organism: Capsicum annuum
Lineage: Eukaryota; Viridiplantae; Streptophyta; Magnoliopsida; Solanales; Solanaceae
Source: RefSeq, a predicted model, not a curated record